Procambarus clarkii (red swamp crayfish) is the source of this 1830-nucleotide messenger RNA. The record is from RefSeq and is a predicted model, not a curated record. NCBI's taxonomy places the organism in Eukaryota, Metazoa, Arthropoda, Malacostraca, Decapoda, Cambaridae.
AUGGACAGGGUUAAAAAUCUCUAUCAGAAGCUACAAAUGGAACAGAGUACAUUGCUAGGCCCCGUUGUUCCAGGCGCCAUUGUUCCAGACGCCAUUGUUCCAGGCCCCGUUGUUCCAGACGCCUUUGUUCCAGGCGCUAUUGUUCCAGUCGCCAUUGUUCCAGACGCCGUUGUUUCAGGCGCCAUUGUUCCUGGCGCCGUUGUUCCAGGCGUCAUUGUUUCAGACGCCGUUGUUCCAGGCGCCAUUGUUCAAGGCCCCGUUGUUCCAAACGACAUUGUUCCAGGCCCCGUUGUUCCAAACGCCAUUGUUCCAGGCGCCGUUGUUCCAGGCGCCAUGGUUUCAGGCACCAUUGUUCCUGGCGCCAUUGUUUCAGACGCCGUUGUUCCAGGCGCCAUUGUUUCAGGCGUCGUUGUUCCAUUCGCCGUUGUUUCAGACGCCAUUGUUUCAGACGCCGUUGUUCCAGGCCCCGUUUUUCCAGGCGCAAUUGUUUCAGGUGCCAUUGUUCCAGGAACCAUUGUUCCAGGCGCCAUUGUUCCAGCCGAAAUUGUCCCAGGUUCCAUUUUUCAAGGCCCCGUUGUUCCAGGCGCCAUUGUUCCAGGCCCCGUGGUUCCAGACGCAAUUGUGCUAGACGAAAUUGUUUCAGACGCCGUUGUUCCACGCGCCAUUGUUCCUGGCGCCAUUGUUCCAGGCGCAAUUGUUCCAGGCGCCGUUGUUCCAGGCGCCAUUGUUCCAGAUGUCACUGUUCCAGGCCCAGUUUUUCCAGACGCCAUUGUUUCAGGCGCCAUUGUUCCAGGCGCAGUUGUUCCAGGCUCCGUUGUUCCAGGCGCAACUGUUCCAGGCGCCAUUGUUCCAGGCGCAAUUCUUUCAUACGCCGUUGUUUCAGGCACCAUUGUUUCAGGCGCCAUUGUUCCAUGCGCCGUUGUUCCAGGCGCAAUUGUUCCAGACGCCAUUGUUCCAGGUGCAAUUGUUCCCAACGCCAUUGUCCCAGGCGCCGUUCUUCCUGGCGCCAUUUUUCCAAUCCCCGUUGUUCCAGGCGCCGUUGUUCCAGGCCCCGUUGUUCCUGGCGCAAUUGUUUCUGGCGCCAUUGUUUCAGACGCCAUUGUUCCAGGCGCCCUUGUUCCAGGCGCCAUUGUCUCAGACGCCGUUGUUCCAGGCACCAUUGUUCCAGGUCCCGUUGUUCCAGGCGCCAUUUUUCCUGGCGCAAUUGUUCCAGUCCCCAUUGUGUCAGGCGAGAUUAUUCCAGACUCAAUUGCUCCAGGUCCCGUUGUUCCAGGCGCCAUUGUUCCAGGCUCCAUUGUCCCAGGCGCCAUUGUUAAAAGCGCCGUUGUUCCAGGUGCCAUUGUUCCAGACGUCAUUGUUACAGACGCUGUUAUUCCAUGCGCCAUUGUUUCAGACGCCGUUAUUCCAGGCGCCAUUAUUCCAGACGCCGUUGUUCCAUGCGCCAUUGUUCCAGACGCCGUUGUUCCAGGCCCCGUUAUUCCAGGCGCCAUUGUUCCCGGCGCCAUAUUUCCAGGCGCCAUUGUUCCAUGCGCCAUUGUUCCCGGCGCGAUUGUUCCAUGCGCCAUUUUUCCAGGCACCAUUGUUCCAGAUGCCGUUGUUCCAUACGCCGUUGUUCCAGACGCCAUUGUUCCAGGCGCCAUUGUUCCAGGCGACAUUGUUCCAGGCGCCGUUGUUCCAGGUCCUGUUAUUCCAGACGCCAUUGUUCCAGGUCACGUUGUUCCAGGCGCCGUUUUUCCAGGCGAUGUUGUUCCAGGCGCCAUUAUUCCAGACGCCGUUGUUCCAGACAGAAUGGCCCUGUUGUCGUCAACGGGUCAAGUUAUCUUGAGAUAA